Messenger RNA from Talaromyces marneffei, 888 nucleotides. RefSeq lists its product as uncharacterized. The transcript is spliced from 3 exons. Bases 1 to 888 code for a protein of 295 amino acids. Lineage: Eukaryota; Fungi; Ascomycota; Eurotiomycetes; Eurotiales; Trichocomaceae. The record is from RefSeq and is a predicted model, not a curated record. Gene Ontology annotation, molecular function: oxidoreductase activity, acting on NAD(P)H as acceptor.
AUGACCAGCGCAGCAGACAUCCCGAAUGUCAAAGUUGGCGAAAACGCCUCAGUGCCGGUGCUGGCCUACGGAACCGGCACAGCAUGGUACAAACGUGCCGGCGACUCUGGAAUCAACCGCGAACUCGUAGAAUCCAUCAAGACCGCUAUCAAACUUGGUUAUCACCACCUUGAUGGAGCCGAAGUGUACGGAACAGAACCCGAGCUUGGUGUGGCCAUCAAGGAGAGCGGCGUCGCAAGAGAAAAGCUAUUUGUUGUGACCAAGGUGUACCCAAAUAUUGACGAUAUUCCGAGUGCCAUUGAGCAGAGUUUGAAGAAAUUGCAGCUCGAUUACGUGGAUCUAUAUCUGAUCCAUGCUCCAUUCAAAGCCAAUUCCGAUAAGGAGCUCCAAGAUACCUGGGCAGCUAUUGAGAAGGUGAAGGAGUCAGGCAAGGCGAAAGAAAUUGGCGUUUCCAACUACACCAAAGCGCACCUUGAGACUACAUUGAAGACAGCCAAGAUCCCUCCUGCCAUUAAUCAGAUCGAGUUUCACCCAUACCUCCAGCACGGCGAUCUACUUGACUACCACAAGGAGAAAGGCAUCGCUACGUCUGCCUACGGUCCUCUUACCCCAGUCACUCGAGCUGCAGGCGGACCCCUGGAUGACGUUCUGGCUGGGCUGGCUAAGAAGUACGCAGUUACCCCGGGGGAUGUUGCGAUUCGAUGGGCUAUUGAACGCGGUGCUAUAGCUAUCACGACGAGUAGCAAGGAGUCUCGCCUCACCGAGUAUCUACGUGCCGUCAAGUUCAACCUCACCCCGAAGGAGGUGGAGCAGAUCUCGGAGUUGGGUAACCAGAAACACUUUAGGAGUUUCUGGAAUGACAAGUUUGCAGCAGAUGACCGUACAUAA